AUGGAGGCAACUGGUGAUAUUUGGGAAGAUAUUGAACGUUCUGAGAGCUACCUCGUCUGCUCUAUGUAUGAAGAGGCAGAGUCACUAUCCUCCACCAUACUGAAACAAGUACUUGGCAACGUUGAGGAAGCUCUUGGUGAUCAGUUUCAUGACAUGUUGGAAUCUGCUGGCAUGGUUUUAGUCCAAUCGUUGCUUGGACUCGGCAGGACAGGUGAGAUUGUAAAUGAGCUAAAACUAGUGUUUGGCGAAGUUGCAGCUAUCCCUCUUCAAGUUCUUCUCACUGGAAUAUGCCUUCAAAUAUCAAACGGUUCCUACUCGGGUGUACGUGAGAUUCUGGAAGAGUUCUUUAGCAUAUGGGUUUACAAGGACAACCACUAUAUCCUAGAUGAUGCUGGAUUGAGUGCAAAAGGACUCCACGGGAAAAUGUCUUUGAGUAUUGAUGAGUACAUGGAAGCUGUUGAGCUGUACACCUUUGGAGUUCUUGGAAAAGAUGCAAACGACGUGGGUCUAGCCAUCUCAUGGGUUGAGAAAGCUGCAUUGCCUGAAGAAAGACGACAUGGACUUUUGAGAAGAUUGGAUUCUUUACUUUCUGUCAAAUCAGCAAACGUUCCAGAGGCUGCUUCCUUUGAGGAAAAUUCUUCUUAUGCUGUUGUGAAUAACAACAAGUCUUUGGCUAAUGAUGAGGUUGAUUAUGUCUUGAAACUCUCUAAGCAACAUGAACCGUGGUCAUCUCGUCCUCUAAGCCUUAGGCUUGGUAAUACCCGGUUUAGCAUGUCCAGGGGGAAAGUUGCCUUAAGCCUUGUUGGAUUAAUCAUAUGUUAUGCUUUGAAGAGAAAACGAGCUGCUUUAACACGGAUAAUUUGCAGACAAAUGGAGACCACGAAAAAAGCAGUUGUGGAUUUCUGGAAGCUUGCGUUUUCAUACCAAGUGAAUCCUCUUGCAGCUAUUCAAUCCAUACCAAGCACCACAACUUGA
Eruca vesicaria subsp. sativa (arugula) is the source of this 975-nucleotide messenger RNA. Lineage: Eukaryota; Viridiplantae; Streptophyta; Magnoliopsida; Brassicales; Brassicaceae. The record is from the annotation of a GenBank genome assembly.